AUGGACGACGACGGGCUGCUGCUGCACUUUGAUACGACGGCGCCUGCGCCCAAGGCACAGCGCCGCGACGCUAAGCGUGGGCCGAAGCCCACGGCGCCCAAGCGUGCGAAGCCAGCGCCUGCGGCAGCGCGCGCUCAUGCGACGGCGGACCAGCGCAUGCUCGCGCGCGCGCGCGAGAUGGCAGGCGGCGAGGGUGCGCGGCCCCGCACGCAGGGUCCAGGCGGCUACAUAUCCUCGCUGUUUGCGCGCGACGAGCAGAACGCCGCGGAGCCGGAGGCUGUGCCGGCUGCGCGUGGCGCGGCACCGACGAAUGCGCCGUCGGGCGACGCCACGUUUGAGCAGCUGGGUCUCGACCCCAUCAUUGCGACGCACCUGCGCGAGCGCAUGGACGUGCAUGGCCGUCCGACCGAGAUCCAGCGCCUGGCGAUCCCGCCGCUCCUCGCUGCGCCGCCGUCCGCGCUGGCGAUGCGCGACGUGCUCAUCCAGGCGCAGACCGGCAGCGGAAAGACGCUCACGUACCUGCUACCGAUCCUGCAGACUCUGCUGCCCCUGUCAGAAGAGAGCUUUAUGGACCGCAGCGUCGGCACGCUGGCGAUUGUGCUCGCGCCGACGCGCGAGCUCGCGCGGCAGAUUUACCAGGUCCUAGAGCGCCUGCUUACCCUCUCGCUCGCGUCGACGGACGAGGAUGGCGCGCCCAAGCGCCGCGCGCGCUGGAUCGUGCCCGGCCUGCUCACGGGCGGCAGCACGAAGAACCACGAAAAGCAGCGCCUGCGCAAGGGAUGCCCGAUCCUGGUAUCGACGCCGGGGCGCCUGCUCGACCACCUGCAGAACACGUCGAGCUUGGAUGUCGGCAAGUGCCGCUGGCUCGUGCUCGACGAGGCGGACCGCCUGCUUGAAAUGGGCUUUGAGGCGCAGCUCACAGGCAUCCUCCAGGCGCUCGACGGGCGCCGCCGGCUCAGUGUGCGUGCCGCGCGCGAGGCCCUGGCGGAGAGCGGCGCGCUCCCGCCGGGCGCGACCGACGCCGAGAUCACCGACUCGCUCGGCAUCGCCUGGUGGGCGUGGCGCCGGCGUCUCGUGCUGUGCAGUGCGACACUUGACGAGCAUGUCCAGGCGUUUGCUGGCACGGCCCUGCACGACCCGCUGCUCGUGCGCGCGGGCGCCGCGCCGGCCGCGGCGCCGGCGGCCAGCGGGGGCCCUGCGCCCAGCACCUUCUCGGCGCCGGCGCAGCUGGAGCAGCAUGCGGUGCUUGUGCCGCCCAAGCUGCGGCUGGUGGUGCUGCUCGCCCUGCUGCGCCGCAGCCUGCCACGCGGCGGCACGGACGGCGCGCCGGUGCGUGUCAUGGUGUUCCUGACGUGCACGGACGCGGUCGACUUUCACUGGCACGCCCUCGGCGGCGUGCGUAUGGGCCGCUCGGACGAGUCGGCGCCUGACAAGGCGCCGGACGAUGCGCUUGCGCUCCGCAGCGAGCUGCUCCCCGGCGUCUUCCUCUACCGGCUGCACGGGUCGAUGGCCCAGAAAGAGCGGAUCGCCUCGCUGCAGGCGUUCCAUCGGCUGACCGACGGCACAGACGCGGCGCGCGCGACGCGCGGCGGUGUGAUGCUCUGCACGUCAGUCGCGUCGCGCGGCUUGGACCUGCCGGACGUGGGCUGUGUGAUCCAGAUGGAUGUGCCGACGGAAGGGGGCGUCGAAGAGUACGUGCACCGCGUCGGGCGUACGGCGCGUGUGGGCCGUGCCGGCACAAGCUGGCUCAUGCUGUUGCCGCACGAGCGCCCAUGGCUCGCUACACUGACGAGCCGCAUGGUCGUGGGGCAGCCGCCACAGCGUGCGUCGGUCCCGCUGGUCGGUUACGAUACCGUGCUCUACGAAGGCCUGGGCGGCGCCGCGCGCGAGUACGAGUCGCGCGCCACGGACGUGCAGAUGGCGCUGGAGCGAUGGGUGCUCGCUGCGCCGGCGCACGCGUCGCUCGCGCGCGCGGCGUUCCUUGCGCACAUUCGCGCAUACGCCACGCACCCGGCGAGCGAAAAGGACCUGUUCCACGUGAACCACCUGCACCUGGGGCACCUUGCGAAGGCGUUCGCGCUGCGGGAGGCGCCGCAGACCGUGCAGCGCACUGCCAAGCGCGAGCACGACAGGCAGACGCAGCCGAAAGAGUCGGAGCGGGCGCGCCUCUCCUCGGAAGCACGGCGCCAGCGCAUGCUCGCGAACCUACCCUCGGAGUCUAUGUAG
Molecule: messenger RNA, 2226 nt
Organism: Malassezia sympodialis ATCC 42132
Lineage: Eukaryota; Fungi; Basidiomycota; Malasseziomycetes; Malasseziales; Malasseziaceae
Gene: DBP7
Exons: 2
Coding region: 1-2226 (741 amino acids)
Molecular function (GO): nucleic acid binding; ATP binding
Source: RefSeq, a predicted model, not a curated record